This is a messenger RNA of Knipowitschia caucasica, 918 nucleotides long. NCBI's taxonomy places the organism in Eukaryota, Metazoa, Chordata, Actinopteri, Gobiiformes, Gobiidae. The record is from the annotation of a GenBank genome assembly.
AUGGGACGUCCUGGGGGCAAAACACAAGCGCACACAGGACCACGGCCGCUCGGCUCAUUCCAAGAGAGGAGGACGCCAUCCAGAGACCUGCAGCCGGGAACUGGGACCUGCUGUUCUGAACGUGUGAGGUCAGCCCAAGACAAUGGACAGCUGCAAUUAGGCCUCCGGACAGUGGACCUAAAUCUACGAACCUUCCAGGGAAAAAAGAAGAGUUCCAUCCUGGACUCACUGACCUUCGCGAGGCCCGGUUCUUCAUACGAGGAAGAUGAUGACGAGAAGGAGCCUCUGUUGCCACCUGAUCCGUUGGAGUACUUUAACCGAGAGGUGCAGAAGCGCAGAGAUGAGGAGACGAACCUGUGGAGCACUCCGGGGGACCCCAGCCACUCCGAACGCAACGACGACCGCACACUGUACACGCUGCUGCAGGCGCGGAACCAGACACGCAUGGGCUCCACGGGAUACAGACGUUUAAGUGUGGACAUUGAAGCCAUGAGAGACACACGACGAGAAGUUAGAGAAAAGUGGAAAACCAUCUUGGAGAACUUAGGCUUCAUGGCAGAGGCUGACUCUCUGCUGACUGUCUCCGCCGGAGCGUCACAAGACCGGAUGAGGGACGCACCCGCGGCUCGGGCCAUGCUCAACAUGCUGCACACAGAGACCUCCAUCUUCAACAGCCAGAAGGAGCCGCCCCCAGAGAGAUACCUCUUCAUUAUAGACCGCCUCAUCUACUUAGACAUUGCUGAAGAUUUCGUGGCCAAAGCCAAACGGUUCUACCCUCCAAAAGAUGGCGAUUCUGACGAGGACCCCACGGGGCUGAGCAUCAACCUGCCGCUGCUGCUGGCACGCAUGAACGGAGCGCGUGGUGGUGAUGAUGAGGAGGAGGAGGAGGAUGAGAGUGACGCCAGUGACAGGUCCUAA